Messenger RNA from Notodromas monacha, 3058 nucleotides. NCBI's taxonomy places the organism in Eukaryota, Metazoa, Arthropoda, Ostracoda, Podocopida, Cyprididae. The record is from the annotation of a GenBank genome assembly.
AGAUUUCAGAAAGCAGGCAGAUGUGCAAGUUUCACAAAAAUGUGGUGGAGACAAAAGGCAUAUUUCUUCAGGAAGAAUAUAAAAUACUGAAGUAAAAUAGGUUGGGAUAAAUCCCAAAACCAUGAGGUGGCUCAAUAUCCAGGUUUUCCUUCUUCAAGCACUUGCUCAAGUGGAUUUUGGCGAAGCCAAUUGCUCUUUUCCAAGAGUAAUCCUAGGCCUUUAUGACACCCAAGAACCCAAUAGUGUUCAAACUGGCACUUUGGAAUACACUGAAUUCUCAGUGAACUCAAACUCAAUGUCAAAUUUUGGCUCAUGUGUGGAAAAACUGGGGUCCAACUUCAUCCUACUCCAGCAACCGGGAAAUUGCUUCAGAUGUGUGAGAAUAGAAUUCAGGACCAAGAACAUUGUGCAGCUCUACACCAAAAUAUCCCAGGACUCGAGUUUCAAUGUCCCAUGUUUCCAGGACAAGGAAUCUGCCAAGAAUGCCUGUCCAUCUUCAUCUGACUCUCCUCAGACUUUUGAGGAAAUUACUCUCUACAGGAAAACAGGCUUCACCAAUGAGGGCCAGGAGUCAGCAGUGGAGAAAACCUUUUGUCCCAUUGCUGGCCAGUUUGAGUUUGUGUACAGGAACACAAGGUUGCCAACCACUGGGAUACUUCCAAGAGUAGAAGCCUGUGACAGACCCACAUCCCUGGCCUCCAACUGUCCAUUUGGCUUUGGACUCACUUUUGACUACCAAGGAUGUUCUUUCCCAGACAAAAGAGAAAGUUUUCAAUGUCUUGGAGAAUGGAGUGGAUCCAAUGGAGGCACUUACUUUGCCUUGGAAGACAUGCAAAAUGGAUCCCCAAAAUACAGAUGUGGUAUGCUGAGAGAAGAACAAGGACUUAUCUUCAUGAGCAUGGCAACAGAUUCCAGUUGCAGACAUGGCCUCAGAAGUGCAGAUGAUGGAGGGGAAACCUGGAUGUUGAAGCAAGUCAAUGUGCCUCCAAGUUCAACAUCCUGCACUUUCCCUACAUGGUCCCAGGGAGUCUGGAAAGACCUAGAGGUGACACCUGGCAAAAUCACCUACAAACAGACUGGCCAAUUCCAGACCCUCUCCAUGUCAUGUAUGCAGGAGUACAACCUUGUUCCAGGGAUGUUCUUUGUUCAAGCUUACAGCUCUUGUGGGGAAGAAAUGUUCAGUUGCAUGUGGUUCAAGCAGAGACACAAGAACAUCCUUGACAUACAAAUGAGUCCCCCAACAAAGACAAUGAACUGGACAGCAUGUGCAGCUCAUGACCAACAAACUUUCAAUGCUUGGUCAUCUCAUCCAAAAUUGAAUCCUGAGGAGGCAACAUGUGCCUUCUCUGCUGGGGAGUGGGUUGGAGCAGACCCAAACAAACCUGGGCAGUGUGUUGAAGUGAUCACAGAUUGCAGGACCUCUCACUCUUUCAUGUACACGGUCAUACAGUGUCCUGAUGGGCCAGAUAAAUUGCUGAAGGGCAAAGACCAAAAGCCAGUUCACAGGCAUUCAGCUGAGUCUGAGAUUCCCAUCAGGACUCCUCCAGCAACAAGGGAUGAGAGACCAUCAAUAACAGGUGGUACUGACUGGUCAAAUUUAUUUGCCACCAGGAAAAACCCUGCAGGACAAAGACCUCAACAACAGCCUCCAUCAGGAAUGCAAUCCAGGGCACAAGUGAAGGAGGUGCCAUCAGGUCAAGUGCCAAGAAGGAGAAGACCUCAGAAACCACAAACAGAACAACCAGCAGCACCAGGUUCAAUGAGACAGGCCCCAAGGCCAAUUUGGAGGUCAAGGAGAGAAACCAACUCCGCUUCAGACACUAAUUCAACCAUAGAUACCAACUUGACUGACUCUGACAACCUGACAGACAACUCCACCAUUUCAGUUGAAUGGUUGAGCACAGAUGAGAAGACUGGAAACUCUAGUGAUGAGUUGCCAUCUGCCAAGUUCAGCCAAUAUGUGCAACUCAGGGGCUAUGACAGGAAUCCCUCCAGAAGUUUUGGACAACCUUAUGACCCCCUGCAGUUUCACAGAGAUGAUUACUCCUCCAGGAGAGUUACAACACCUGCCCCUUACAACCCAAGAGCCCCAUGGCACAGGGCCCCAAGUGCAGAGCAAAGUGAUGUUGAAGACAGACACCCAGCACUCAGCAGACCAGGCAGAUGGCAAGACACUCCCAAAAAGGAACCAGAGUCCCCAAAGUUUGCCCAAGAUGAUGACAUACCAUUCCUGGAGCCUGGGUGGAGUGAAAGGAAGAAGACCACAAGUGCACCCAACAGGGUAGAGACUCAUGCCAAGGGACCAAACUACUUUGAGUAUGACCUGAGACAGCAGCCUGAUGGUGGACAUGGUGGAGACCAUGGAGACAGACCCUGGCAACACCCUGUGAUUCAACCAAGGUUGCCUCCUCCUGCACACCCUGACCAUUUGCCAACUGAGUACAAGUUCACUAUGGUUGGUGGGCCUCAGCAGCAAAACCAGCAGCCACCCUCUUUCCAUGACCAGCAGUGGGCACCCCCACAACCACCACCACAACCACCAACAACCCCCUCUCCUCCUCCAGUGCUUCACAGGGAGUAUCCUCCUUUACAGCCAGAAAAGAAAAUCAGCCCCAGGCAAUUUUUCAUUGGAGAAGAGGAAAGAUACAAAUGUUCUGGACAUUGGGAGGAACAAGGAGUUACAAUGGCUUAUGCAAGAGAAAUGGAGUCCUCAAACUUUGAGUGCUUGGUGGUGAAAACCUUGUCAGAGGAUCACAUACUCCUCCAGUUUUCUGGGGAAACUUGUCAAAGAAAUGCUGCUCAACUUGAUUCAAGCUUUAGUAGUAUCAGUUUGAGGAGAAAGGGUACCAGUUGCCCAGAGAAUAGACCAACAGUGGCACCUAGUGUGCCAGUGAGACCACCUAGUGUGCCAGUGAGACAACCUAUUGUGCCACCAGCAAGACCCCCAGCAUCAGCAGCUGUGCCACCCACAGGGUUGCCCAAGUUGACUCCCCCAAGAAGGCAGCCCCAGCAGCCUCAGCCACCAUUGACUGAACUUGCAUCUUCUGAUGAAAAGUAG